AUGAUUUGUGAAUUGUUAUGAACGAUUUUAAUUUCAGUUUUAGUUUUAACUUUUACCAUUAGUGUAGUGUUCACUGUACAAGUUCAGCCUAUCGUCAAAUAUUAAUUGCCGUCGAUAUGUUAAUUUGUUUUGGCUUAUAUAUUUAUUUAUGAUCUUUCUAAUUUUUUUUUAAUAAGUAUAUCAAAAUGUUGGGAUUAUUUUUGUAUAUUUUCGAAGUGAAAAAAGAAUUAUUAGUAUGCUUUUCGUUAUCAUUGUUGUACAUAACCUAUUAUCUCGUGGAAGUCGUCAAGAAACCAACGUUGAUUUGUCGAAAAGGAGAAUUUCGACAAUUUUUGGAAGAUAAUGUUCCAUUACUGAGUGAGCCCUACUGGCCGACACCUUGGUGUGUCGAGUCUCGAUUACAAACGGUUGUGGGCUCAGUUUUGCGAUCCCAUUUACUUCCACAUAUACCUUAUCGGAGGGAAAUACUCCGUUUGUCGGAUGGUGGGCAGGUAGCUCUCGACUGGGCCGAAAUCGAAGAGGCCACUGAAGGUGGCAGUCCCCGGCCGGUGAUGCUCGUGCUGCCCGGGCUCACGGGCGGCUCGCAGGCCGACUACGUGCGCUGCCUCGUGGCCGCCGCUCGCCAGCUCGGUGCGCACUGUGUUGUGUUCAACAAUCGCGGCCUCGGGGGCCUACCCCUUACGACCCCGCGGCUGUACUGCGCCGUGUCGCACGCCGACCUGGCCGAGGUGGUGGAGGCAGUGAGCGCGCGCGGGGCGCCGCUGCUGGCGGUGGGCGUGUCGCUGGGCGGGCUCAUCCUCGGGCACUACCUCACGGAGCACGCAGAUCGCGCAGCCGUCGUCUUACGCGCGGCCUUCGUCGUCUCCUCGCCUUUGGACGUUAUCAAAGGCGCGGAGUGUAUCGAGCGUCCCCCGCUGAAUACGUUGCUGUCGUGGCACAUGGCGCGCAACCUGCGCAACACUGUGCGCGCGCAUGCGCCGCUGCGCCGCGGGCCGUGGGACUGGGCCGCGCUGGAGCGCUGCCGCUCCGUGCGCCAGUUCGACCAGGCCUUCACCACCAAGCACUUCGGCUUCCCUUCUGUGGACGACUACUAUCGCGCCGCCACCCUGCGCGACAAGCUGUCGCGCGUGCGCGUACCGUUGCUGUGCUUGUGUGCCGCCGACGACCCAUUCCAGCCGCUGGACGUGCUGCCGCUGGCGGAGGCGGAGCGUAGCACGUGUGUGGCGUUGGCGGUGACGGCUCGGGGGGGGCACAUCGGGUUCCUGGAGGGCUGGUGGCCGGCGCCGCCCGCCCGCGCGCCGCACGCGCAGUACAUCGCGCGCCUGUGCCGGCAGUACUUCGCCGCUAUGCUGGCGCGGCCGGCGCCCGAGGAUCGCUAGUGAAGUGGCGACUUUACAGAUAUUGCCGUCUCUAGAUAAUUUUUAAAUAUUUCUUUAACUGAAGUUUAUCAGAAUGAUUGGAUUAGUUCAAUAUUGUAAACUUUUUCGCAGCCAUAGGUUCAUUACUUGUGUUUAAAUUAUACAACCAAGUUUCUGUUGACAAUAAUACGCUGUAAAGCACGAGCACUGAACGGCAUUUAAAAUAAAGUAUUAUAUUAUUUUGUUGCACAGAGUUAUAUAAAGUAAAAUAUAUAAAUAAAUAUACAUACAUAUAUUAUACGGUGGCAACUGGCGCAGAUAGCCAGUACCUGUUGUGAUAUUGUGAAUAAGUAACAAGUAAAAACCUCUGAAUAGCAUUCUAGGCGUCGACAAGCAAUUAUGAUUAGAUUAAGUCAAGACAUUAUUUUAUUUGAGUCCCGAGUGUAAUUGUAGGUUGAAAAUUUAUUUACAGUUUUUACAGUUGAGCUUCUCACCCCAAGUAUAAAUGAUUAAAUGUAAGUGUUGUGUAAAUUGAGACUGAAAUUAUCUUACACGCCUAGACCUGUAUGUGAUACAGCUAAAAUGGGACGUAAAUUAUCAAAAUGUCGUCGCAAGUUCCAAGUUAUGAUUGUCAUUACGUUUGUAUAAUACAUUUUUACACAUCGCUUUAUCGACAUUCCCAUUUUAUUUAUGCAUCGAAUACGUUAAAAAAAUGUCAUAUUUCGAUGUGUCAACUCGAGAGAGAGAUGAGUGAAAAUAUCAAUACUAUUUAUGGCAUGAAUAUUUAUUAUAUGUACAAUAUUUUCGUCCAAAGAGAUAAUAAUUAACAAAUCUGUGAUGUUAGAGCACAACGCACGGCCUGCGCUUUAUAUAGUCCGUCGGCGGAGCGCGCACUAGGAUAGGUGUUACCGUCGUUACAUUAAAUAUUUAUACGUCGUUAUCGCGCUCGACCGCACAUAUCUGAGUUUUUAUCGUUUAUAUUGAAUAAAUAUGCAUCAAACCGAA
Nymphalis io (European peacock) is the source of this 2363-nucleotide messenger RNA. It is a transcript of the gene Hydr1, whose product is annotated as phospholipase ABHD3. Gene Ontology annotation, biological process: medium-chain fatty acid biosynthetic process; medium-chain fatty acid catabolic process. NCBI's taxonomy places the organism in Eukaryota, Metazoa, Arthropoda, Insecta, Lepidoptera, Nymphalidae. Bases 186 to 1379 code for a protein of 397 amino acids. Gene Ontology annotation, molecular function: monoacylglycerol lipase activity; acetylesterase activity. The transcript is spliced from 5 exons. The record is from RefSeq and is a predicted model, not a curated record.